AUGGAGACUUGCAGGGACCCUGAGGUCAACCAACGGUCUCUAGAGGCGUCCAAGUCGGCUUUGAAUUCUCUGCACGAUGCGAAGAAUUGGGUUCCUUUAUUGCAAGAACCGGCAUACAAACCUCAACGCAUACGCAUCGUAUGUGUCGGGGCCGGGUAUUCUGGUCUGAUGACAGCAUACGAGGUUAAAUAUAAUAAGGCUCUUGAAGGCUUCAUCGAUUUUACCAUCUAUGACAAGAAUGAAGACGUUGGUGGAACAUGGCUGGAGAAUAGAUAUCCUGGAGUUGCAUGCGAUGUUCCCGCGCAUAUCUACACCUUUCCUUUUGAACCCAACCCGAGCUGGUCUACAUUUUACGCUUCAGGCUCCGAGAUCUGGUCCUAUAUAAAGAGAACAUCAGAUAAAUAUGGUCUAGAUGAACAUGUCAAACUUGAAUCGAAAGUAGUUCAAGCAACGUGGGACGAGCCUUCGAGUAAGUGGCGUCUCAAGAUUCGACAAAACGGUGAAGAAAAGGAAGACGAAUGUAACAUAUUGAUCGACGGGUCGGGCUUCUUAAAUAACUGGAAAUGGCCUGAUAUCGAAGGUCUUCAUGAUUUCAAAGGGGAGCUUCUUCAUACUGCAAAUUGGAACACUUCUAUCGAUGUGGCAGGCAAGAAAGUCGCCGUGAUUGGCAACGGCGCUUCUGCUAUCCAAGUGCUUCCGCAGCUGCAAAAGACCGCGGCUCAAUUGACCAACUACAUCCGUUCCCCUACAUGGAUCUUUUCCAAUCAUGCGGCUGAGCUUACAAAAGACGGAACCAAUUUUGCCUUCACCGAAGAAGAAAAGAAGGGGUUUCGUGAUAAUCCUGCUUCGCUCUUUGAGCUUCGUAAGAAGAUCGAGCGCAGUGAAGACAAAUUCUUCAACGUCUUCUUCAAGGAUUCGGCAGCUCAAAAAACUGCUCUUCCGCGAGCACAGGCAUCGAUGCGAGAGCGGCUCGGGAACGAUCAAGAGCUCUGCGACAAGCUAAUUCCACAUUAUGAGCUUGGGUGCCGACGCGCAACGCCGGGCGAUGGGUAUCUCGAAGCUCUACGUGAGAAAAAUGCCAGCGUCAAUGUCAACCCAAUAGUCCAAGUUACUGAAUCUGGAAUCCAAACAACCCAUGAGCACUCCGAAUUCGACAUCAUCGUCUGCGCAACUGGAUUCGAUGUUAGUUACCGCCCUCCAUGGACUGUGCAAGGGCGGAAUGGAUAUCAACUCAAUCUCGCAUGGGAUGACUCGCCAGAAGCAUAUUUUGGGAUCACAGCGGCCAACAUUCCAAAUUAUUUCAUUUUUAAUGGUCCCAAUAGCCCUGGUAAGCGUCCCCUCUCCAGUAUUGAAGGGAAGUUAGCAGUGGGUCAUGGCACUCUGCUAGAUAAUAUAUUCUGCGUGGCUAAAUGGAUAUUGAGGUGGUGUCGAAAGAUGGCGACGGAAGAUAUUAAGUAUAUUUUGGAUUCUGCUUGGGUAAUCGUAAAAUAUGCUGACGUUUUCAUAGGUCAAUUUGAAGCUCUGGAUGACUAUAACACAUAUUCUCAAGAAUUUCUCAAAGGCAUGGUGUGGUCUGGGUCAUGCCGAAGUUGGUACAAGAAUGGUAAGUCAGACGGGCGCGUUACCGCUCUGUACGCUGGAAGCCGGCUUCAUUUUAGAGAGAUUCUGGAAAGUUUUCGGACAGAGGAUUUUGAUAUUGAAUAUGGAUCUGUGAAUAGAUUUCGCUUCAUGGGAAACGGAAUGACACUAGGAGAGACAAGAGGAGAAGAUUUGUCGUACCGUAUGAGAAAUUGA
This is a messenger RNA of Penicillium cosmopolitanum, 1794 nucleotides long. Its product is annotated as flavin-containing monooxygenase. The coding region runs from base 1 to 1794 and encodes 597 amino acids. Lineage: Eukaryota; Fungi; Ascomycota; Eurotiomycetes; Eurotiales; Aspergillaceae. The transcript has 8 exons. The record is from RefSeq and is a predicted model, not a curated record. Gene Ontology annotation, molecular function: NADP binding; flavin adenine dinucleotide binding; N,N-dimethylaniline monooxygenase activity.